AUGUCAAAAAACACUAUCCAUAUCCGUUGUGCAGUAUCGAUGUCAUCUUUAGCACGUUUAAAUCAUACUGGCACAACCAACAUGUCUACAGCAACAUCAGAUUAUUAUAUAGCUCCUCCAUCGUUGAAUAUUUUAUCUGAUCAAUCAUGUUCUUUUUGUUCUCGUCCGCUCUAUUCAUUUGAACAAGUUCUCAUAUGUAAUUUAUGUCAUUCUGCGUAUCAUUGGCGAUGUGUUAAACCGGAUCUAUCCUAUUAUGGUGAUGAUGAAAUAUUUACUUGUCAGGAUUGUACGGUAAAAGAUGCAGGAAGAACAUCAAUCACAUACAAAUCUAGUCAUAAUACCACCACCAACGCUCUAAGAAAACAACACGAUGAUCAACGUUAUUCAUCCCCACGAACAACAUUAGGUACGGGUAUUAAAAUAAAAUCACCAGAAUCAGAUACAGAUUAUAAGGAAUUUGUUGGUGCACCAAAUAAUAAAAAAGCAUCAGCGGCAAAUUCGGUAACUGAUGCAGUGAAAUAUUUUGAAGAAAAACAAUUAAACGUAUAUGAACCUCAACAAAAACAACAGCACCGAAGUUAUGAUGAUUUAAGUAAAAAAUAUAAUCAUUAUCAUGAACAACAACCGUACAGUAAUGGCUAUUCAUAUUCAUCAUCGGAAAAAAAUACAUCGAUUGAAAAUUUGGCAAAAAAUGUUGCACAAUCAAGUAUAUUAGAAAGUUAUACGCAAUUGAGAAAUAAUUCGCAUAAUGAUGAUGAAAUACCACAAUAUCGAACAAUAACAAAUGAAUCGGAAAUGUAUAAUGGAAAGGGUAAGAAUUAUACCGAUGGUGUCGACGGCUUAAACGUUCAAAAGCAUAGACCACUAUACGAUGACUACGACGACGAGGUUGAUAAUGAAAAUUAUUCAAGAAGAAGAGAUCUAUACAAUUUCGAAAAAGAAAACGAUGAAGCCGCCACAUUUCGAGCAAAAUAUCAGUAUACACCAUUACAAGAUUAUGCUAAAAAUUUAGAUGAAGAUACAAAUAUUGAAUCAUCCGCUCUAGCGGCAAUGGCUGGUGCUGCGCAUAGUCUAUCAUCCACCACAAAUGAGACUGCAGUUCGAUAUCCUACAUAUAAUUCCAGUAGUCAUGAAUAUAAUCCAGUUAUGACUAGAUUAGUUGAUUUACCCGUGCUUCCAAGUACGUCAUCCGUUGAUAAAAUAUCGAAACAUAAUCAACCACAAAUUUAUGUAAGCGCAACAAAUGUUAGUUUGAACGGAACAAAUGAUCAAAAUCGAAUUGAAAAUAUAAGAUCGAUGCCCAUCUCAAAAUAUGACACUAAUAGUAGUUAUCAUCGUCAACAAAAUAUUAAUAGUAAUUCAAACACUGGAUUGUCAUCAUUAGUCCGAAGCACACAAAAUAUUAAUAGUAAUUCAAACACUGCAUUAUCAGCAUUAGUCCGAAGCACACCGUUAGUAGGUGGUGGUGAUCAAGCCUCAUCAAUUGUUGAUAGUGAUAGUGCCUUAGGUACAAUAGUAAGUGUUAAUGGAAAUGGAGAUCAGGGUGUUAUGGAAAGAAAAUUAUCGGAUAUGCUAUCAAAAUUAGGUAAACAAUUGGAAACUGAAUCACAACUUGUAAAUGCAAAAUUAGAACAAAAAUUGAAAAAUUUAGAAGAAAUGAUUAAUCAACAAACAUACAUAAUUCGUCGACAAGAUGAAGUUAUUGAACGUUUAAAAACAAAAAUAUCAAGAAUUGAAACGGAACGUGAUAGUUUUAGAGAUAAAUUAAAUGAACGAGAUGGUUAUGGUAGUGCAGACCGAGGACAACAUGAUAAAUCAAGUAAUGAUAGUAUUUCGAUAACAACGGAAUCACAAAAAACUUCACCAUUUUAUGACAGAGACUUAAGAAAUAAACUGCAAGAUCCAAAAUCUGUUGAAAACGAUUACCAAACAAUCGACCAUCGAUUAGGAAUAUCAUCAGUAGAUAAUUUUGGAUCAUCUGUCUACGAUAAAAAAUCAACAGUAGCCGAUACUCAGCAUGGUCGAUUAUCAGCGAAAAAACCCGCACCUGUAGCCACUAAACAAGAAUGGUUAACAAGAAACGAAUCAUCUGAAAAGUUGCAUAAUGGAAGUGAGGAGCAAAUUGGAUCAGUUAAAGUUCAAAAACAAAAACCAGAACAGCGUUUAAAAAACUUAAUUACUCAUGACAACGAUUCACUCUCAAGUCACACUAAAGACAAUUGGCAAAGUUCUGAAAAAUCAGAAUAUAAUAGGGCCGUUAUUCACGAAAAACCAGACAAUCGAGAACCGAUAUCCGUUCAACAAGUUCUAACUAGCAUUCAUCAUGCAGACUCAACCGGUCCACAUCAAGAUGAAUCACGUCGAUCACGACAAAACACUGAAUCAUCGACGACAAGUGAAGUGGUCAACAUUCAAUCUAAAAAUGAUCGAUUAAAUCAACGAACGUCGAAUUUGAGACGAAGUUUCGACAGUAUACCUCAACAACAACAACUGGCAAAAAUAGAUAAAUAUCAAGAGAAAACACGAUCACUUGAGUUUGGUACACGACCAAUGAUGAAUGAUGAAUCCAUCUAUGUUCGUGUAGAUCAGCAACCAGCGUCAAGAUAUUCCCAUGCAUUGCAAGGGUAUUUACAACGAAAAAAUUUAGAUUCCUUCUUUAAACGCACUGAGCGAUAUUAUUGUGUAUUAAGUAAUGAAGUAUUACUUUUAUAUAAAAGGGAAACGGACAGAGCACAACAUAAAGCACUAAUGUUAAGAGGUGCAAGAGCCACACCCUUUGAUGAUCCAAAAUAUAUCCAUGCAUUCGAAUUAACAUGGACAAAUAUGGAAAAACCAAAACGUUAUCAUUUUUAUGCACAAAAAGCAGAAGACGUUACCAAAUGGUGUGAACAAAUUAAUGAAGUUGCGGGCAAAGUACUGCCAAUCCAUCGUUGA
Didymodactylos carnosus is the source of this 2934-nucleotide messenger RNA. The record is from the annotation of a GenBank genome assembly. NCBI's taxonomy places the organism in Eukaryota, Metazoa, Rotifera, Eurotatoria, Philodinida, Philodinidae.